AUGGCCCCGACCGCGGAGCCAUCUUCGCCGCCGCCGCAGCGGCGCCCCCGCACGGGCCCACCCCCGGGGCUGAAGAACCUCGGCAACACCUGCUACCUCAACAGCGUCCUCCAGUGCCUUGCGUCCACGCCACCCCUCGCCACGUUCUGCCUCGACUCUCGCCACUCCAACCUGUGCAAGAAGGUGUUCCCGAACAGGGUGGAGUGCGCGUUCUGCGUGCUUGAGCGGCAGAUCGCCCGGCUGCUUCGGGCGGAUGCAGGGGCGCUCGAUUCCCCCGCAAAGCACUGCAGGUGGGGGCGCCAGGAGGACGCGCACGAGUUCCUCCGCUAUGUGGUAGAUGCCUGUCACACUGCUGGCCUCCGCAUGCGCAAGCGGCUACGUGCAGCAGUUGCCAAUGGAAACUUUGGUGAGGAUGGCCGGGGGCAGGGGGCGUGUCUGGUUAUGAGGGAGACAUUUGGUGGGGCAUUGCUGAGUCAAGUGAAGUGCCUUGUGUGCAAGGGAGAGUCUAACAAGACUGAUGAGAUAAUGGACAUCAGUCUCGAUCUGCCUGGGAGCAGUUCUGUAUGCUAUUCUUUAUCUAAAAAGGAACAAAUGGUUCUCAGAGGAAGAUGUAAAAAGCUCACCUCAGCACGGAAGCAAAUGUUUAUGCUGAGGGCACCUAAGGUGCUUGUCAUACAACUCAAGAGGUUUGAGGGGAUAAAUGGUGGAAAGAUCAACAGGAAUAUAGAAUUCAAAGAGGCACUUGGUCUUUCUGAUUGCAUGUACAAUAAAAACCAGGAUCCGCAACCAGUAUAUAAUCUUUUUGGUUGUAUCGUCCACUCAGGGCUCUCCCCAGAGUCUGGUCGCUACUAUGCCUAUGUUAAGGAUGCUAGUGGUCAAUGGUUUUGUUGUAACGAUUCUCAUGUCUCCCUAUCAAGCUCUCAGAAUGGUUUGUCUGAGAAGGUCUAUAUCCUAUUUUAUAUACUGAAUUCGAAAACUCAAAAGCCUAGUACAAAUGGUUACUCUUCUACUGCAGCUAAACCUUUCAGCACGAAUGGAAUUGGCAUAUCAAGCACCUCAUCUAGUGAGACCUCGAAGGUACCUUUGGUAAAACAGAAUGGCAUAUGUUCUACCAAAGGUAAUGUACUGAUGCCCUUGAAGAAUGGCAAGACUGCAUCAGGUCCACUUAUCAAGCCGAUUCACUUUAAGAAUAGCGCAGCAGAAAAGGUUAUGUCAAAUGGCAAAGUAAACCUCACUUCAAAAAUUAAUCCAGAGGUUAAUGAAACUGCUAAAUCAUCAGAAUCAAAUGGUUGCAAGACUGGACAAUUUGUGGGACCCAGUAAAAAUAAUGCUGAUAAUACUAUUUCUUGUGGAGAGAGAGGCCAACAAUCAGAAAUAAUACUGCAGGAUGCAAAUGGAAAUGGCCAGCCAAUUCAUCAUUCCCAGUAUCUUGGUGAGACCAGUAACGGCAAUGCUAUGCCCGCUCAACAAGAGACCAGUAAUGGCAAUGCCACGCCCUCUCAACAAGAGACCAGUAAUGGAAAUGCCAUGCCCACUCAACAAGAGACCAGUAAUGGCAAUGCCACGCCUGCUCAACAGGAGACCAGCAAUGGCAAGGCCUCACAUGCUGAACAAUAUUCUGACCGGUCAUCUCAUGCAAACUCUUCAGGAAAAAAACGCCAACUUGAAGAAGAUAAGUUUCAGGAAAUGCUUGCUAAGUCAGCUAAUUCUGAGCUUCGGCUGUCUGUAUGGAUGGAUGAUGUCUAUAAUUUUAUGCGCUCGCAAAAGAGGCAUCGAAUUCAAAGUUCAGACAUUCCUCAAGAUUUUGAUGCAAUGAGAAAGCAGCUAAAAUCAGAUUCUGCAAGCAUAUUUAGUUCAAAAAUUCCGGAGUCACUGAGGGAAAAUCUCAUUAAACGCCUGAGAUCAUACUUUGAGGUGUCAAUUGGACCUUGGUGGUCAACUCCCCAACUCCUCGCGCGGCUUAAUUUUUGA
Messenger RNA from Miscanthus lutarioriparius, 1971 nucleotides. The record is from the annotation of a GenBank genome assembly. NCBI's taxonomy places the organism in Eukaryota, Viridiplantae, Streptophyta, Magnoliopsida, Poales, Poaceae.